Molecule: messenger RNA, 4824 nt
Organism: Spea bombifrons (plains spadefoot toad)
Lineage: Eukaryota; Metazoa; Chordata; Amphibia; Anura; Pelobatidae
Gene: ARHGAP29
Product: Rho GTPase activating protein 29
Exons: 24
Coding region: 234-4295 (1353 amino acids)
Biological process (GO): signal transduction; activation of GTPase activity
Cellular component (GO): cytoplasm
Molecular function (GO): GTPase activator activity
Source: RefSeq, a predicted model, not a curated record
ACACAGGAGACGCUGCGUGGCAGGUUACGAAUGCGGCGCUGUGAGUUGAGGAGCUAACAUUGAACCGUUACGGGACGUGUGUUAGGGGUACAAGAGGGCUGAGUGUGCCGGGGGCUCUGCGGCCCGUGGAGGGAUGCUGCGGCUCUGCACGCUAGGUUUGGAUUUGUGGCCGAUGGGCAGCGAGUAGCACUGGAUGCCAACCGAGCAGCUUUCAAAGCACGGCAGCAGCUGGGAUGUUGCGUCAGAACGGAGGAAGUAACAAGCGUGGUUUGGGAUUUUCCCGGUUCUCUACCUCAAACUUCUUCACCAUUUCCAGUACCAGUAGUUGGGGAAUGGGGCGAAGCUCCAAAAGCAACUCGCUGAGCAGCAUCAGCACCAAUUCGGAUUGCAACGACGGCUCCAUCGUGGAUCCAGAGUACAUCAUGCAGCUGGUCAACGACGUCCGGAAGUUUGCAGACAUUCUCCUGUACCUGAAAGAAGCCCUUGUAUCCCCAGAGAAUCAGGACUGUUUACAUCAAGUGGUCCACGAGCGGCUGGGGGAACUUCUACGCGUUCUCAAAGCCGUGAUAAGCAAGCACCAAACCCUGAAUUCUGUGGAUAUUCUUGGUGCUGCCGGGACAGUGAUUGCUAAAGUAAAAGCUGUGAACUUCAAGAACAUUAAUGAGGAAAACAGGAGGGAACAUUUCAGUGAAAUCUUUUCAUCCAUUGACACUUUAGCCUUCACCUUCGGUAACGUUGUUUCAGACUUCCUUAUGGGAGAUGUAGACAAUGGGUCUUCGCUGGGGCUCCAUACAUCACGUCGAAGUCGAUCCUCUGAAAACCUGUCUGUGGAUGAUUCAGCGGGGUCAGUUCACGAGCGAGAUGAGCUACAAGGUAACCUUCGGGCUGAAGAGGUGGACAACAUGCUUCUGCAGAGCGACAGCGGAGUUGAAUCUGCUUUAUCGUAUGCCAAAGCUUGGUCAAAAUAUGCCAAGGAUAUACUGGCCUGGGUAGAGAAAAGGCUUAGUGUGGAAGCAGAAGCUGCCAGGAACCUUGUGAAAAUGGCAGAGACUGCAAAAUCAAUAAUUGGUCCCCAGGACUUUAUGCCAUUCCACUCAAUCUUCACAGCAGCUUUCCAAAAUGACAUUGAAUGCAGCCAAGUUUGUCUUCAAACGAUAGCUGCUCUUCAGAGCAACAAAUUCAUUCAGCCCCUUCAGGCAAGGAGAUCAGAGCUUGACCGGCAAAGGAAAGAAUUGAAAGAGCUUUGGCAGAGAGAACAGAAGAAAAUGCAAGAGUUGGAGGCUGCGUUACGGAAAGCAAAGUUAUUGAACAUCCAAAGGCAAGACGAGCACGAAAAAGCCAAGUGCAGCACAAUCCGUGCAGAGGAGGAACAGCUUAGUAUGAGUGGAGGCCUCCUGAAAGAUGGCAGCAAGCAGGUAGAAAAGAGGAGACGUCUAGAGGAAGAAGCGUUACAAAAGGCUGAAGAGGCAAAAGAACAUUAUAAAGCAUGUGUAGCAGACGUUGAAGAGAAAAGGAGCGAUAUGGAGAGCUUCAAGAGUGAAAUGUUAACACAGAUUCGAGAACUAGUUUUCCAGUGUGACCUUACCCUAAAAGCUGCCACUGUCAACCUGUUCCAGUUGCAACAUGCCCAAGUUGUGUCUGUCCCAGUGAAUUGCCAGACUCUCUGUGAGAAUGCUAAGCUUUAUGAACCGGGGCACCAGUACUCAGAAUUUGUAAAGCGCUUACCCAAAGAUAAUAGUCACAUGGAGGCAGGAUCUUCUGAAGCGUCAAGUACUCAGAUUGGAGGGGCCAAAGAACAAGGAGAUGGAAACCUGUGUCAAGGAUCGACAGACUUCAACAUGCAGCCUUCUGAAGACAUUGGCAGCCCUUUCUAUGGCCGUUCAAACAAGAUAGGGCAGAAGAGGUCCAGCAGUAGCACAGAUAUUCAAGCCAUAAGAGGUCCUCCCCCGUUUAGAUCAUGGUCUGUAGGCAAUCAGAGUGGAGGCAUGUGCAGUGAUUCGGAAAGUGCCGGGGGCAGUAGUGAGUCACGUUCCAUGGAUUCUCCAUCUGCAAGCCCAGGUGACUUUAAGAGACGUCUUCCCAGGACCCCAUCAACAGGCACUAUGUCAUCAGCAGAUGAUCUAGAUGAAAGGGAACCUCCGUCCCCAUCAGAUAAUGGUUUAAAUGACCUUGUUUCAGAGAUAGCCAGUUCCCCUGGGCCCUUCAGAAAUACCAUCAUGUCCAAAGCGGCUCAAACACACAAACUCCGGAAAUUAAGGGCCCCAUCCAAAUGCAGAGAGUGUGAUAGUUUGGUUGUGUUUCAUGGAGCAGAGUGUGAGGAGUGUUCCCUCGCUUGCCACAAAAAGUGUCUAGAAACACUAGCCAUUCAAUGUGGACACAAAAAGCUUCAUGGAAGACUUCAUCUGUUUGGAGUGGAAUUCACUCAGGCUGCUAAGAACACCCCUGAUGGCAUUCCAUUUAUCAUCAAGAAGUGUACAUCUGAAAUAGAAAGCAGGGCGCUAACCAUAAAGGGCAUCUAUAGAGUAAACGGAGCAAAGUCUAGAGUUGAAAAACUGUGCCAAGCUUUUGAAAAUGGAAAAGACUUGGUGGAGCUGUCAGACCUCUAUGCACAUGACAUAAGCAAUGUCCUCAAACUAUACCUGCGUCAGCUUCCUGAGCCCUUGAUUUUGUUUCGACUCUACAAUGAAUUGAUUGGGUUGGCGAAAGAAAGUCAACGUGUCAGCGAGGAAGUUGAUGCAAAAGCUAGUAGUCCGUCCUUAAAGAGACAACCAUCAGGUGUCGAGCUGAACAGAGUCGUUCUUAAAAUAAGAGACCUACUGAGACAGCUUCCUUUGCCCAACUAUAAAACACUGCAGUAUUUAAUAGGACAUCUUCACAGAGUCACAGAUGAAGUGGAAGAAAACAAAAUGUCAGCAAGCAACCUUGGAAUAAUAUUUGGACCAACAUUGAUUAGACCAAGACAGACGGAUGCAACUAUUUCCUUGUCCUCUCUAGUGGAUUACCCGUAUCAGGCUCGAAUGGUGGAACUCCUCAUAACGUUCUAUGAUAAGAUCUUUGAUGUCUGUCCGGACAUGUUUAGCACUGAUGAAAUCUCUUCUGAGAACGCUCUUUUAUCAGAAGAGCGAGAACCACAACAAAUUAGGAAGUCACAGUCACUGCCAGUUGGGAAUGAAAGUGUUGCCGUCUCCAAGCGAGCAAGCUCACUGGAUGAAACAUCUUUACUGUUCAGCGGAACAGAAGAGAGGAAGCAUAUAACCACAGACAUUUUGGAAGAAAAUGGCAAACAUCUGAAAAUCCAUCUUACAGAGCAUAGUACAAGCCUGUUUGAAGACCAUUUACAAGAGUCUUCAUCGGAGACAGCGAGCCCGGUGUCCAUGUUACAGGGUUCUUCUUAUGAUGAUCCAGAUUGUGCUAUGGAUACAAUUGCAGAGAAUGAAGUUGAAAACACUAAAAGGAGCACCGAAGACCUUUCUAAAACAAACACUUCUGUACCUGUAAAAUCCUAUCGGCAAAUAACCAAAGUUCAGUUAAGAGCUCCCAGGGUCAAGUCAGGUGUCCGCCCCGUGAGUUUACCUGUGGAUAGACUUCUUCCUCCCUCUCUACUCAAUGAGAAAAAUUCCAGAAAUGUGGGUGUUGCCGUUUCAGACAAACUCUGCAAAAAUCCCAUCAUUGAAGAAGUUUCCGAGACUAAAACUUUCUCUGUAAAUUCAUGUCACAGACUCUCUUGUUACGAGUCCCAGGGUAAUCGUAAAGCAUGGGAUAAGCAGUACAAGCAAUAUGACAUUACCCCAAGGACUGCGAUGAUCAUGACCAACGUGCCGCAGGAGAUCCGAGCACAUGAAGGAGCAGGUUCGACCAUCUCACCAAAUAAUACAUCUGCAAAUGCCACACUCCAAAAAAUACCUUCUUCAAGCAAUGUGAAAUCCAGUGUGACAGCAAGUGAUGGGAUUUCCGCAGACUCCAAUCCACUUGCCGUUUUAAGGGCACCCAGAACUUUGCAGCCCCCACCAGGAACUUUUUACAAACCUCCAUCGUAUAAGACGAAGCCAAAUGAAGAGACUGCCCAGAGCAACAUGGUAUCUGUUACCACGAAUAAAGCGUACAGUCAAGUUAACAAUAACAAUGUGAACUUAGUUACAAACGCAGACCUUGUUUCAGAUGUCAAUGGACAAAACAAAAAUCUAACAAAACCUCUUUCUGAGGAACCCCAGCCAACAGAUAUAAAGCCAACAUAUCAGAGACUCAGGCCAAAGCGCAUGCAGGAACUCGAGCACAGAGAGGCCCACUUUGUGUAGAGACGGGAUACCUCCACGGUGUCUGGCCGAGUCACUGGAAAAGCCCCCUUGGCCGGGGGGGGGGCAUAUUUUAUGUGCCAUUCUGGAAUUCCUCUUAUGUAAACAUUUUAACUGGAAAGAAAAAACACUGAAGAAAUGUUUUGAAAUUUCAGUUCUGUUUUUAAAUUCCUGUGUAUGCAUUCUUCUAAAUAGAAGCAGUUUAUAAGGUGCACUUAGUGACAUGUGAUAUAUAAAAAAAUGCUUAUUUAUAAUAAACAGUAUUCAUGUACGGGACAAUGGAACAAAUGCUUUUUGGAGUGUAAAUGUUAAUUUCUUAAGACCACAGCAUAGCAUUUAGACUUUGCUGAAUGAAUGCAUGUUACCGGUGCAAUUAAUACAUUGCUUUUGUGUUGAGGAUGCUAAAGCCUCUACUGCAUAUUUUGUGUAUCAUAACUGUAUAUUUUAUACCUGUUUUCAUCUAUUGCCAUUUUUAUGUGUUGUCACUUUAAUGUUAUUUUUUUUUACAGAGAUGAUGCACUUAAUUAAGAUU